GAAUUCAACGGAGAAAAUAUGUCGGUACAGCAGUGGUUUAUUAACUUCGAGCUAAACGCUGAAGCAUACGGACUAAAUGACAAACAAAAAUACGUGCAAGCCCGAGCAAAAAUUACAGGAGUUCGAGUGUGAGCGUUUAUGCAGUGCGCAAAUUCACAAUAAAUUGUCUAUGCGAGUGAAGAUUGCCGGCGAAAGUUUUCACGAAUAUAUACUACAGAUGAAACGCAUUGCUGCACGUGGGACAGACACGGAGUCGGUGAUUCGAUACAUUGUCGACGGACUGAAUUUAAAAACGGAUUAUAAGUACCCUUGUAUGGAUGCAGCUCAUACAAGCAGCUGCGAGAUAAGUACGAAAUCUACGAAAGAACGCUCGCGGUUGAUGGGGGUUUCGCCCCGAAACAAAAAGACUCACAGCCGUUCGGAAAGAAGUCCAAUUUCACCAAAUAUGAAAGGAAGCAGCACUGCUACAAUUGUGGAUCCCAGGAGCAUCUACGCAUGGAUUGCCGAGCUGCAUUAAAGUGUUUCCGCUGCAAUCAAACUGGAUACAUUUCUAAGGAUUGCCCGAGUGCCGCUGCCGUAAACGUUGCAUACGAGGACAAACGCCUGAAGUCUCUCAAAAUUAACGACGUGCAAGUCAAGGGGCUCCCUAUUAAAUAUGUCUGUGCUCGGGAAACUGAGUGGUGUCCAUCUGCAAGCCAGUUUAUCAACUUUGAGGGGACUUGGAAACAACAUCACACGCUCCGCUGGGCAGUUUACGGCAGAAGUGGAGAUCGACGGAAUGCGUCUGGCACAAAAAUUCCUUGUGGUGGCCAAUCAUGCCGUCGAAUGCGAAUUGUUGCUUGGACACGUCUUUAUAUCCAAGUUCACAAUGACAACAACGCCAGGAGGAUAUAAGUUUUCUCCCCUGCCGGGGCAGGAAACUGAGGACUCCAAACAGAUAAGUAUUUACAACGUGAUGGAAGCAAAUACUGACAUAAACAUUCCAUCGCAGUUCAGAGAAGCCGUCCAAUCAAUGAUUCAGGACUUUACUGAAAAGAAGCAGACUGCAGUGUGCCCGAUCAUGCUGAAGAUCGUACCGGACGAGAAAAUAGCGCCGUUUCGACAUUCGCCAAGUCGAGUGGCCAUCAGCGAAGCAGACGUUGCCAAGCAGCAGAUCGAUAAAUGGGCCAACGCUGGGAUAAUACGACGCUCAUCAUCAAAUUUCGCCAGUUGGACUGUAAUUGUCAAGAAAAAGGAUGGGAGCAGCCGGGUCUGCGCGGAUUAUCGUCAGUUGAACAAUGGUCUUGAAAGAUUGAUUUCCCGUUCCAUUCGUUGAAGAGGUGCUGGAAAAACUGGCAAAUGUUAAGGUGUUCACCAUUAUGGACUUAGAAAAUGGGUUUUUCCACGUUCCUGUAGAAGCAAAAAAUAUACGGUGUUCAUAACGAAGGAAGGCCUCUUUGAGUUCAACCGUGCGCCUUUCGGUUUUUGCAAUUCGCCAGCAGUUUUCAUCCGUUUUACAAGUUUUGUAUUUCAAAACCUUAUAAAUGAAAACAUUCUUGACCUGUACAUGGACGAUAUCGUUAUACACGCUGAAAACGCCGACGAAUGCCUGGGAAGGAGGAGGUGAAAUCAAGCCUGGAUUGGAGAAAACCAAAGCCGUCAGCAAGUUCCCGAUGCCGAAAAACAUAUAGGCUGUGCAGUCGUUUUUAGGAUUAACUGGGUUUUUCCGUAAAUGUAUAAGAAACUAUUCGCUAAUCGCCAAACCACUGACCAAUCUGCUGCGAAAAGAUGUCCCAUUUAAAAUGAGUCUGGAGGAGCAGUAGGCCUUCGCUAUAUUAAAGGAAACAUUGGUGAAAGAGCCGGUCUUGAAACUUUAUCGCAGGAAUGCAAAAACCGAGGUACACACUGAUGCGUCAAAGGACGGGUUUGCCGCGGCGUUGUUACAAUGGCACGAAGGACAAUUGCAUCCGAUCUUAUUCUGGAGUAAGAAAACUUCGGUUCAGACUCCGAGGUCUAGGUCGAGGUCUAGGUCUCCGAACACGACAGCAUAGCUAUAUACAGGAAGCCAAAGCAAUUUUCCUAGCGUGCAAAAAAAUUUCGUCAGUACAUACUCGUCAACCAACUUUAAGCUCGUAACGGAUUGCGCUGCUUUCAAGCAAACGUUAAGCAAGAAGGACGUUCCGCGGGAGGACCAAUGGGUCCUGUACUUGCAGGACUACGACUUUGAAGUGAACGGCUGAAGCAUGUGGAUUGCCUGAGUAGGUACCCAAUUGAUGUCAUGAUGGUAUCUUCGGAAGUCACAGCAAGAAUUAAGAAAGCCCAGCAGGAGGAUACGAUGAUCAAAGCAGUUUCCGAAAUUUUGAAAAGUAAACCAUAUGACAACUUUAAGUUGAAAGCUGGUCUCGUAUACAAAGGGGUGCAAGGCACGGACUUGCUGGCAAUACCGAAGUCAUUAGAAAAAGAAAUAAUAACCGACGCUCACAACGCAGGACACUUUGCCGCUCAAAAAACAAUGCAUACCGUACAGCAGAGUUAUUGGAUUCCAUAUCUGGAAGGAAAAGUAAUGCAGAUCAUAGGAAACUGUAUAAAAUGUAUAAUCUACUACAAAAAGAUUGGCAAAAAAGAGGGAUUUCUGCAUCAAUUCGACAAAGGAUCACAGCCGCUGUAUACUAUACACGUGGAUCACCUUGGGCCUAUGGAUGCUACUUCAAAGCAGUACAAGUACAUCUUCGCAAUGGUUGAUAGCUUCAGUAAGAUCAUAUGGAUGUAUCCCACAAAAACAACAGGAGCAGACGAAGUUUUCAAGAAGUUAAGGGAGUGGUCUGAUGUAUUUGGUAAUCCGGCACACAUAGUAAGCGAUCGUGGAGCAGCAUUUACAUCUUCAAGCUUUGAGGAGUUUGUCAAGGAAAAGAACAUCGAACACAUAUGGAGCACCACAGGGGUACCAAGAGGAAACGGACAAA
Molecule: messenger RNA, 2942 nt
Organism: Drosophila pseudoobscura
Lineage: Eukaryota; Metazoa; Arthropoda; Insecta; Diptera; Drosophilidae
Exons: 2
Coding region: 656-1315 (219 amino acids)
Source: RefSeq, a predicted model, not a curated record